Molecule: messenger RNA, 1337 nt
Organism: Daphnia carinata
Lineage: Eukaryota; Metazoa; Arthropoda; Branchiopoda; Diplostraca; Daphniidae
Gene: Ppcs
Product: phosphopantothenate--cysteine ligase-like
Exons: 6
Coding region: 214-1152 (312 amino acids)
Biological process (GO): coenzyme A biosynthetic process
Cellular component (GO): cytoplasm; nucleus
Molecular function (GO): phosphopantothenate--cysteine ligase activity
Source: RefSeq, a predicted model, not a curated record
ACUAUCAAGGUGUCGAAGUCAAACUAGCAGACGAACAAGAAAAUGCAACAAGCUGGCCACCAGCUGUUAACAAGCUAAGAACAAGUGAAGAAACCCAGGCAAAUGUACAUGGAAUAGAUUUAAGCAGGAUCAUUAAAAUUUAUUCCAGCAGCAGUGGUUGAAUAAGUGCUAAGAAAGUUGUUGGUAGGUGACAUAGCCUACCUUAGAACUGAAAUGGCCCAAGAAGAUCCCAGCUGGAAGAUAUUCUUUGAGGAAAAUCCAAAGCCUACUCAUUUUGAUGAAAAUAUCAAGUUGGUUCAAGAUUUUUGUCAGCAAGCAGCUAUGAAAAAAAAUCGUGUAGCUUUGGUCACUUCGGGUGGAACUACAGUGCCUUUAGAGCAAAACACAGUCCGGUUCAUUGACAACUUCAGUGCAGGAACGAGAGGGUCUGCCUCAGCAGAAUAUUUCCUAGAAGCUGGAUAUCAGGUCAUCUUCCUACAUAGAUCUAAAUCCCUUGAGCCAUAUUUUCGCCAUCUGGUAGGAAAAAAUAUCUUUGAUAUGAUAGAAGUUUUACCUGACAGUGUCACUGUUGGCGAAAAACAUCAAACUGAAUUGGGAAAAUUAGCCCAGAAGUUUCAACGUCAAAGGGAGAAUUUACUGAUGAUUUCUUUCAAUAGUUUGUCAGAUUACCUCUGGCUAUUACAGGCCACUGCUCAAGAAAUGCAUAUUUUAGGUCCCUUGGCUUUGUUGUACUUAGCAGCUGCAGUUUCAGAUUUCUAUAUCCCUGCUUCUCAAAUGCCAUGCCACAAGAUUCAGUCUUCAAGUGGUCCACUUAGUCUUUCUCUUCAACUUGUCCCCAAAAUGCUAGCACCAUUAGUUACGCUAUGGGCUCCAAAUGCAUUUAUCAUUUCAUUCAAACUGGAAACCAAUGAAACCCUCUUGGAAACGAAAUCAAAAGAAUCACUACUUAAGUACCAUCAUCAUGUUGUGAUUGGAAACCUUUUGCAUAGUCGGAAGGUUUACGUUGUCCUAGUGGAUAGCAUUAACCCCAAUGCAGAGGAAAUACGAUUGUCUAAUUCCGAAGUGGAAAGCGGCAUUGAAAUCGAGUCCAGAAUCAUCGAAAAUUUGAAAACUCGUCACGACCAGUACUACGCGAACCACAAAACUGGGUAGUGUGCUUUUAUGGUUGUACAAAAGAAACAAAAAGAAAAUCCUACAACUGCAGGAGGUACUACCUUGAGGUAACUAUUUUCUCCCGGCUCUGUCAGAGUACCGUCUUUCGUUCUCAGUUUUUUAUGGUUCCCAUUUAAUCCCAGAUAUUAAAAAAGAAAAAAUUGGUAAUCGUGCCUUGAAAUCGA